Drosophila mojavensis is the source of this 1149-nucleotide messenger RNA. It is a transcript of the gene Muted, whose product is annotated as biogenesis of lysosome-related organelles complex 1 subunit 5. The transcript has 3 exons. Gene Ontology annotation, cellular component: BLOC-1 complex; transport vesicle. The coding region runs from base 86 to 550 and encodes 154 amino acids. NCBI's taxonomy places the organism in Eukaryota, Metazoa, Arthropoda, Insecta, Diptera, Drosophilidae. The record is from RefSeq and is a predicted model, not a curated record.
AUCUAUAUAUCGAUUAAUGAUGGGUAUAUCGUUGACCUACUCAUGUGACAGAUGUAAAAAAUUUGGUGUUUGGUGAAGAAAAAUUAUGAUAAGCCAGGUUGGAAGAGAGCUAUACAAAGUGCCGCAUCGCAUUUUAGACCACCGCGUAUUUAUCAACGGCGAAAUCGACAUAUUCUUGGAUAAUUUCGAACUGAAACGCAACGAUAGCGAAGUCGAGACACUUUUCCAGGUCACCGAAAUUGUGGGUUCACUAAAGUACGAUCUCUCCGAGCGCUGCAUUGCAUUAGGUAACCAAAGACUUACCGAACUUUCAACAGCUGUUAACAAUUUGCUAAACGGCGUUGAGACCCUGCUAGAGAAGGCCAAAGUUGAACGAAAACCCAGCGUUGAGCUACAGGAGGCAAGACGAGCACGUGAGCAACGCAAGGCGGAAUUUUUAAGUAAUUUACAACACAACUAUAAACGUAUUGAUAAUUCGUUCGAGGAGAAAGAAGAAGAAAUCGCCGAACUUUAUUCGGAUUUGCAGUUAAAAUUAAACAUUAACAAAUAAGUAAAUCUACAACAUGCUGAAGUCGACUAUUGUGGAUACUCGUGUUCGACUGCGGCCAUCCAAAAAACUAUUGAAUUUGCUGGACAAACAGAAGGAACAUUUGAAAGAGCUGCCUGCUAAUUUGGCUAAAAUCCUAGAGAAAAACGGAUAUAGCAUAGCCAAUAGUACUAGAAUAAUAAGAGAUGAUGAGAUAGUCUGUAAGCGACCACAAAUCGAUGUCAAGCUGCUGAAGAAACUGACUGCAAAUUUACCAGAUGUGCCUUCGAGCGCUCAAGAAAUUAAUGAAUUGCCAGAGGAGGAGGAGGAGGAACCAAAGCAGCCUCUUACUGGCGACUUUUUAUAUCUAAACGAUUUGCACUUUCUUAACUCAACACUUACCGAACUACGGAAGAACAAUAUAACUAAUGUAUAUCUGUAUGAGUUAAUUGAAAGCUGCGAGCUCAUACUGCCCGAGAAUGAGUACAAACCUCGCAAUCCUGAGCUGGAAGCGCGUUGCCAGCGGCUGCGCGAUGAGCAACAAAAUCGCGAAUAUCAUAAGAUGACCAAAAAUGUUGAUGCGACACUCAAGCAUAUUCCCGAGGAUACAGUAGCCUACCAAU